CCGCUCGAUCUACCUGGAGACACAAACCUAACCAGAGAAGACGAGAUGGGAAUAAGGUCGAGGAGGAGAGCUAGAGCGCCAGCAGCCGAUCCGCCGUCCCGCCGCCGCCGCAGGAAGGACGUGCAGCAUGUGCGUGGCCUUCCUUGGGAGGCGGAGCGGAGGGACUGGGCGGCGCUGCCCCGCGACGUCCUGUGGAUCAUCCUGAGCCUGGUCCCGCAAGCCGACGUCCUCCACGGCGCGGGCCGCGCGUGCGUCUCGUGGCGGCGGCUGGCCCUCGACGAGUCGCUGCUGUGGCGGCACAUCGACCUCGCCGCCGACGAGGACUCGGGCUCAGACUCAGACCCACUGGCGGGCUGGCAGGUGAUGGCGCGCACCGCCGUGCGGCGCAGCGGCGGCCGCUGCGAGUCCUUCCGCGGCCGCGUCAGCAGCACCUUCCUGCUCUUCCUCGCCCGCACGGCGCCAUUGCUGCGGAGCCUCCACGUGACGUGCCGGUACGACAUUGUCAGCAGGCACUUCAUCCAUGCGGUGGCGAAGCAGCUCCCUCUGCUGGAGCAGCUCGUGCUGUCGGGCGGCAGGAUCGAGCGAGCCUCGUUGGCCGCUCUCGUCAAGCACUGGCCGCGCCUCCGGCUGCUCCACGCCGGCGGCUGUCACACCUGGAGCCCGAUUGACAAGAGUUUGCGGGAGAGGCUUGAGGGUAGGAUCGAGGAUCUCCGACUUCCAUACAGCCGCACCGUAGGGCGUUAUCUCGGUCCUAUCGCUAGUGCUCGGACGGGACGUUUGCGCGUGUCAGUCAGGCCCUGAACUGCAUACAUGAAUAUAACUGAAGUUCAGUUACCUCAAGUCUUAUUUACCGGUUCAGCGACAAGGCCACACACCUGUUGAUUUCCUCGACCGUUCCCCUUCUCUUACGGUAGUACUAUCGGGUCCGACUAUGUCACAUCUAGAUGUGAGAUAAUACAUCACAUCUAACUAUGAUAUCGGCCCAC
This is a messenger RNA of Triticum aestivum (bread wheat), 986 nucleotides long. RefSeq names its product putative F-box/LRR-repeat protein 9. Gene Ontology annotation, molecular function: protein binding. The record is from RefSeq and is a predicted model, not a curated record. Lineage: Eukaryota; Viridiplantae; Streptophyta; Magnoliopsida; Poales; Poaceae. The transcript has 2 exons. The coding region runs from base 46 to 801 and encodes 251 amino acids.